AAGUACUACAUAGAUGGCGCUUUCUGUUAACAAUCUGUCAAAUUUCAUUCUGUCAUUUUAUAAACUCAUAAAAUUUAUUAAUAAAUAAAUGGCUUCGGUACUUUUACGUGCUUCAAGACAACUCCCUAAGAAUUCGGGAUCAUCCUGGUUCGUAGCAAAUAAUGUUUCUACAACUUCAAUUAAAUUUACGGAUGAUCCAGACGAUCUUAGAAAGAAAAAAGAUGCUGUACCAAUCAAACACGACCUCGCUUUGUUAAAUCCAGCUGAAGUAGAGCAUAGAAAACGUUUGCAAGGUUAUAUAACUGUCAGCGCAAAGACCGAUUUGUCGCCAGUAACGGGUGUACCACCUGAACAUGUUAAAGAACGGACAGUUAGGAUUUAUGAGCCACCAAAAAAUUGCAUGCAAAGUGGUACUGAUAAUAUCGAUUGUUGGUUAAUCGAGUUUGAUACGAGGGAACGUUGGGAAAAUCCGUUAAUGGGAUGGUCGUCAACGGGGGAUCCUUUAUCGAAUUUGAAAGUUGAGUUUACUUCUAAAGAUGAAGCCAUUGCGCAUUGUGAAAAGAAUGGAUGGAAUUGGUUUGUGCAAGAAAAAACUUCUAAACCUAUGAGACCUAAAUCUUAUGGUGUUAAUUUUUCGUGGAAUAAACGUACUCGCGUUUCUACUAAGUAAGAGGAGUAAAUAAAUGAUUAUUACUGUAAGAAGUAUUAAAUAAAAAUGAUGUUAAUAAAAA
This is a messenger RNA of Onthophagus taurus, 731 nucleotides long. RefSeq names its product NADH:ubiquinone oxidoreductase subunit 18 (gene ND-18). Lineage: Eukaryota; Metazoa; Arthropoda; Insecta; Coleoptera; Scarabaeidae. Gene Ontology annotation, biological process: electron transport chain. The record is from RefSeq and is a predicted model, not a curated record. Gene Ontology annotation, cellular component: respiratory chain complex I.